Molecule: messenger RNA, 1008 nt
Organism: Ictalurus furcatus (blue catfish)
Lineage: Eukaryota; Metazoa; Chordata; Actinopteri; Siluriformes; Ictaluridae
Gene: gsx2
Product: GS homeobox 2
Exons: 2
Coding region: 304-1008 (234 amino acids)
Biological process (GO): regulation of DNA-templated transcription
Cellular component (GO): nucleus
Molecular function (GO): DNA-binding transcription factor activity, RNA polymerase II-specific; sequence-specific double-stranded DNA binding
Source: RefSeq, a predicted model, not a curated record
AACUGUGGCGCUCCUGUUCCUGCGUGAAAAGGCAUGAAGCAAGAAGUAACACGACUGGAUGGCCAGGGUUCUGAUUGGUAGUGCGCUCGGGCAUCACGUGUCUCGGGUCACGGGAGAGACUAAAGCCCCUAUGCUGGGAGUCGCACGUGGGUGACGUUAGGGCCGGCCCUCUCCAGGCUCCCUUUUGUUGAACCAUCAAACAUAAGCUCCUUCUCAGCUCCCGAGGGCUUCAGAAGACAGGAAAGAGCACAGAAUAUUCUUCACAUCGGCUGUAAUCCUGGGUUGGCAUCAUCACAAGAAGCCAUGUCCAGGUCUUUCUAUGUCGACUCACUCAUCAUCAAGGACUCGGCCAGACCCGCGCCUCUGGGCGAGCACACGGCGCAGGACUUCUUCAUCCCCAUCGGCAUGCACGCACCGGGUGUGAUGGGUGUCCCUGCGGCCGCAUGUCCGUCACGGAAAAGCGGAGCCUUCUGCGUGUGUCCGCUCUGCGUCGCCUCGCAUGUGCACUCGCCCCGGGCUGGCCUGCCUCUGCUGAAGGCUCCAGGAUUCCCGAGCGGAGAUGCACCAUACUGCCAAAGGCUCGCACAGCAACACAACACCGCGCCCGUCUGCACGCCCCCCGCUUACAGCGUCACUGACCCACGGAGAUACCACUGCCUCUCCAUAGGUGCGUCGGAUAACGGCCACGUUCAGAACGGAAAGCGCAUGCGCACGGCCUUCACCAGCACGCAGCUUCUCGAGCUCGAGCGCGAGUUCUCCUCUAACAUGUACCUGUCGCGCCUGCGCAGGAUUGAGAUCGCCACGUACCUCAACCUGUCGGAGAAGCAGGUGAAGAUCUGGUUCCAAAACCGGCGCGUCAAGCACAAGAAGGAGGGCAAAGGCGCGCAGCGAAGCGCGCAUGCAGGGUGCAAGUGCUCUGGGAACCACGCACCCUACCCGCGAUCAGAGGACGAGGAGUCCCUCUCACCUGCCUCAGCCACCGAGGAGAAAGAGAGUUCGCCCAUUUAA